Pelecanus crispus (Dalmatian pelican) is the source of this 469-nucleotide messenger RNA. The record is from RefSeq and is a predicted model, not a curated record. NCBI's taxonomy places the organism in Eukaryota, Metazoa, Chordata, Aves, Pelecaniformes, Pelecanidae.
GUGCUCUACAAGCUAUUUCGAUCUUUCUGUGAAAUGCCAGCCGUCAAAAGUGUGGAUAUUUUUGCUGGAGUUGGAAAAUUCUUUGUGGUUGGGCUAGGAGGAGUUUUAGUUGGUCUUACUUUUGGGAUGACUGCCGCCUUUACCACGCGGUUCACCAAGGAUAUCCGCGUCAUCGAACCACUCUUUGUCUUCCUGUUCAGCUAUCUUUCCUACCUCACUGCCGAAAUGUUUCACCUUUCGGGGAUUGUGGCCAUCAUUGCUUGUGCCAUGGGCAUGAAACGUUAUGUGGAGGCCAACAUCUCUCUGAAGUCUCACACCACAGUCAAAUACUUCAUGAAGAUGUGGAGCAGUGUUAGUGAUACCCUCAUCUUCAUCUUUCUUGGAGUUUCCACCAUUGGAGAAAAUCAUGAGUGGAACUGGCCGUACAUUUGCUUCACUGUCAUUUUCUGUCUCAUUUGGAGAGCUCUAG